AUGGACCUCCACUAUGCCUAUUUAGAUUAUAAUCUUAAAGAUUUAAAUAAAGUUACUAAAAGGGUCUUAUUAUAUAUAGCUUUAGGUUAUAUUAAAGGAAUAUUAGCAGGCUUUUUAAAGCGCAUCUCUGCUUAUAUUAAGAAUAAAUAUUCCCUUUUUAAGCUUAGUAGGGGUCUAUGCAUAGGGACCCACAGAAACCUCUUCUAA
Molecule: messenger RNA, 207 nt
Organism: Trichoderma reesei QM6a
Lineage: Eukaryota; Fungi; Ascomycota; Sordariomycetes; Hypocreales; Hypocreaceae
Exons: 7
Coding region: 1-207 (68 amino acids)
Source: RefSeq, a predicted model, not a curated record